UAUUUUGAUUAAAGACUCGCGAGAAGAAUGUAUCUCGUUAACUCUUUUUUUUUAUGAGAAAUAUGAAUUAUUUUGUUAUAAACAAGUGUUGUGGGAUUAUUAUAAAUGUAAACAUGCUUUCAAGUAUGUAUAAUGGACGUUAUGAAUAUUAAAAUACAACUUUUUACGGUUGUGUCUGUAUGCAAAGUUGUAUACCUUGUCACACAGCCUUGCUUAUCAGACUCAUUAUCUAUGCAGUCAUGAGAGACUUCUGCAUUCUGUUGACUUUCAGUCUUCCUGCCUACGUGGUACCGACUGCUUCUUACAUAAUCCUAAAAAUGGAGCAGGAGUCCAAAAGCUACAGAAUCGAGAGAGAUACAUUCGGGGAAUUGAAGGUCCCUUCAGACAAAUAUUAUGGCGCACAAACUCUUCGAGCGUUGAUGAACUUUCCAAUUGGUGAUACGUUCGAACGUAUGCCGUGCAGGCUGAUAAUGGCUAUGGGUAUAUUAAAAAAAGCUGCCGCAGAAACGAAUAAAGAAUAUAAUCUGGAUCCCAAAGUUGCCGAUGCCAUUAGUAAGGCAGCAGAUGAUGUGAUAAGUGGAAAACUGUAUAACGAUCACUUUCCCUUAAUUAUUUGGCAAACUGGAUCUGGCACACAAACCAACAUGAACGUCAAUGAGGUUAUUGCCAAUCGUGCGAUUGAGAUACUCGGUGGCGAGCUUGGCUCGAAGAAACCUGUACAUCCAAACGAUCAUGUUAACAUGUCGCAGAGUAGCAACGACACAUUUCCAACAGCUAUGCACAUAGCUGUCGCCUUAGAGAUUCAUAAAGUGUUGAUUCCAGGCUUAGAAGAGUUACACAAAGCAUUGAAGGAAAAAGCGAACGAGUGGAAAGAUAUUAUUAAAAUUGGUAGAACACAUACCCAGGAUGCGGUACCAUUGACAUUGGGUCAAGAAUUUUCAGGAUACGCUACGCAGAUCGAAUAUGGUAUUAAGAGAGUGAAAGAUACACUUCCAAGAUUGUAUCAAUUAGCUCUCGGCGGCACGGCGGUCGGGACUGGAUUAAAUACGCGGAAGGGCUUUUCGGAAAAGGCAGUUGCGAAAAUUGCUCAGCUGACUGGUUUACCAUUUGUCUCCGCUCCAAAUAAAUUUGAAGCUCUGGCCGCGCACGAUGCAAUCGUCGAAGUACACGGUGCUUUUAAUACGGUGGCUGUUUCUCUUAUGAAAAUUGCAAAUGAUAUUAGAUUUCUUGGAAGUGGACCUAGAUGCGGUUUAGGAGAAUUAUCUCUUCCGGAAAAUGAACCUGGAAGUUCUAUUAUGCCUGGGAAAGUAAAUCCCACACAGGCCGAAUCGAUGACCAUGGUGUGUUGUCAAGUAAUAGGCAAUCACGUGGCAAUAACUGUCGGUGGUAGUAACGGCCACUUCGAACUUAAUGUCUUUAAACCAGUUAUGGUUGCAAACACUUUGAGAUCUGCAAGAUUGUUAGGCGACGGCUGCUCUUCGUUCACCAAAAAUUGUGUCGUGGGCAUUACACCGAAUAUUGACAAUAUAAAAAGGAAUGUGAAUGAAAGUUUGAUGCUUGUCACAGCAUUAAAUCCACAUAUCGGUUACGAUAAGGCUGCUAUGAUCGCAAAGCAUGCACACAAAGAAAAACUUACACUGAGAGAAUCUGCAUUAAAACAUGGAUUAACGGCGGAACAAUUCGAUCAAUGGGUUAGACCCGAACAAAUGCUUGGCCCGAAAUAAUUUCUAUGUUAAAAAGAUAUUUAAUAGAAAUAUAUAUGAAGAA
Temnothorax curvispinosus is the source of this 1767-nucleotide messenger RNA. RefSeq names its product fumarate hydratase, mitochondrial-like. Gene Ontology annotation, cellular component: tricarboxylic acid cycle heteromeric enzyme complex; mitochondrion. Gene Ontology annotation, molecular function: fumarate hydratase activity. The record is from RefSeq and is a predicted model, not a curated record. The transcript is spliced from 7 exons. NCBI's taxonomy places the organism in Eukaryota, Metazoa, Arthropoda, Insecta, Hymenoptera, Formicidae. The coding region runs from base 180 to 1724 and encodes 514 amino acids. Gene Ontology annotation, biological process: tricarboxylic acid cycle; malate metabolic process; fumarate metabolic process.